CUUCGAAUCGAGUGUGUGGGCGUGGUUUGCUUGACGCUGUGUAGAUCUGUGGUACCGCCAAGCUAGAGCUUCCGAAGUGUUUUCGGGCUGGCUGUUCUUUGUCCUCCAUUACAGCUCGGAUUCCCAGCUUGACUGUACGGCGCAGGCCCGAAGUAGCGCAGCCGCUCUGAGACUAGUGAGAGUCCCCCCGGUGUCCCCUGGCCAUGGAAGAGCACGCGGUACACCAGGCGGCGGAGCACAUGAGCACCAUCGAGGCGCAUGCCGUCUCGCAGCAGGUGCAGCAGGUGCACGUGGCCACCUACACGGAGCACAGCAUGAUGAGCGCCGAUGACGAUUCGCCCUCCUCACCCGAUGAUGACACCUAUGAUGACUCGGACAUCCUCAACUCCACCGGCACUGAUGAGGUCACUGCCCACCUGGCCGCUGCAGGGCCAGUUGGAAUGGCAGCUGCUGCUGCCGUGGCAACAGGAAAGAAACGUAAAAGGCCACACAUCUUUGAGUCUAACCCCUCGAUCCGAAAAAGACAGCAGACAAGAUUACUCAGGAAACUGCGGGCCACUCUGGACGAGUACACCACGCGUGUGGGCCAGCAGGCCAUUGUGCUGUGCAUCUCCCCCUCCAAGCCCAACGCCGUCUUCAAGGUGUUCGGGGCCGCCCCACUGGAGAAUGUUGUGAGGAAGUAUAAAAGCAUGAUUCUGGAGGACCUGGAGAAUGCACUAGCUGAGCAUGCACCCGCCGGAGGGGAGCUGAGCUCCGAGCUUCCCCCUCUAACUAUCGACGGCAUCCCCGUGUCUGUGGACAAGAUGACGCAGGCCCAGCUCCGUGCCUUCAUCCCAGAGAUGCUGAAGUACUCCACAGGCCGUGGGAAGCCCGGCUGGGGCAAAGAGAGCUGCAAACCCAUCUGGUGGCCGGAAGACAUCCCCUGGGCCAACGUCCGCAGCGAUGUCCGCACCGAGGAGCAGAAGCAGAGGGUGUCAUGGACACAGGCCCUGCGCACCAUCGUGAAGAACUGUUACAAGCAGCAUGGACGUGAGGACCUGCUCUACGCCUUCGAUGACCAGCAGGUGACCCACCAGCAGGUUGCCACGACAGCCACGCACAGCAUCGCACACCUGGUCCCCUCACAGACAGUGGUGCAGACUAUCAGCAACCCAGACGGCACCGUAUCACUUAUACAGGUUGGCACGGGACAAACUGUGGCCACCCUGGCAGACGCUUCCGAGUUGCCUGGCACAGUUACUGUAGCACAGGUCAACUACUCGACCGUGACGGAUGGCGAGGUGCACCUUUCAAACUGGGCAACGUUGCAGGGCGGCGAGAUGACCAUCCAGACCACGCAGGCGUCCGAGGCCACGCAGGCCGUGGCGUCGCUAGCCGAGGCCGCCGUCGCUGCCUCUCAGGAGAUGCAGCAGGGGGGGACGGUUACCAUGGCAACAGGCAGAGGUAAAGCAAAGGGCAGUGAGGCGGCGGCCCAUGCAGUGGCCACUCUGGCUGAGGCUACGCUGCAGGGCGGUCAGAUCGUGCUGGCGGGAGAGACAGCGGCCGCCGUGGGAGCGCUGACUGGAGUUCAGGAUGGCAGUGGCCUGGUGCAGAUUCCCGUCAGCAUGUACCAGACGGUGGUCACCAGCCUCGCCCAGGGUAACCGGCCCAUGCAGGUUGCCAUGGCACCGGUGGCCACACGCAUCGAGAACACGGUGACGCUCGACGGGCAGGCCGUGGAGGUCGUGACCCUAGAGCAGUGACACACUCCCCCCCUGCAGGUGUUUGGGACGGGCAGCGUCGACCCCCAGUAGAGCCUCCCUGGGGGGAGGGGGGUUCUGAGAGCUGGGGAGACGGCACACCUGUUUUCACACACUGUAAUAUAUGCGUUGUAUAAAGACAAAAAAAUAUUGCUAUAUAUUUUUGACUUUUUACACCUGCAGGGGAUUUACAGGUUCUAGGAUCAUUAUCAAUGCAUCGUUUACUGUGUAAAAAAAAAAAAGAGGAUGUUUCUUUUUUGGGGGUUUUGUGUUUGUUUUUCGUUAUGGAUUUUCAUUCUUUUUUUUAGCUUUCUGAUGUUAAGGGUCUAGAGUAUUUAGUAUUUAUUUUUUAAAGCAUUCAGCAAAGCGAAAGGAGGCAAACCAAAAAGCAAGGGUGGGAUGGGGAUGAGCCUGUGGCCUUCCCCCCACACUCUCAUACCACCACACAAUCCAUUUCAUCCUUAAGUGUGCAUUGCAUUUGUUUUUCCUUUUUUUUUUUUUUUUGUGUGUGUUUUUUUUGAGCUCUUGGAAUGAGGCAUUUUUACCUGUAGGUUGCAGGCACUGGCGGGUCCCCAAGAUGUGUUCCAUCUUUAAUUCACUCUUGUCUCUGUAUGAAACACCCAGACCACCCUCAGUAUGUUUUGCCUUCAUCACAGACUGCAUUAAAUGUGACUCUUCUCUGUCAUGGUCGUGGUCACUUUGUUUCCGGCACACUGCACAAGGGUUCGUUUAAUACGCGUAUGGAAUUUCAGUUGUUCACUUUUGUAUAUCGAACAAAGAGAUUGACAGUGAAUGCAGCUAAAAAUGGGUGGCCUGGUAUGUAAGUGUGUGUGUGUGUGUGUGUGUGUGUAUGUAUGUAUGUUUGUAUGUAUGUAUGAAUUGCCAAGGAAGCCAUUUGGAAAUCAAAGUACACUGCCUCUUUUUGUCUGUCCCACUCUUGUCUGGUGGCUUUCCUGGGUGUUUUAAAUGCAUAUCUACUAUGAAAAAAUGCUUUGUGUGUGUGUGCAUCUCCCUUAGGAGUGUUUCUCCUGUACAACAUUUUAUACAUUUUGAUGAAAAAUAAGAGUAAACAGCUGUAUCCAUAUGAAUGGAACUUUUAUUUAAAAGAAAAUGACAUUGGUAUUGGAAUUUCAAAAGAUAAGACAAAAACUGUAUAAUGUUGGAUGGGAGUGACAGAUGGAUAAUGAGGAAUUCAAGGCAUGUGGUCUACG
This is a messenger RNA of Alosa alosa (allis shad), 2950 nucleotides long. RefSeq names its product nuclear respiratory factor 1 (gene nrf1). The transcript is spliced from 11 exons. Gene Ontology annotation, biological process: regulation of transcription by RNA polymerase II. NCBI's taxonomy places the organism in Eukaryota, Metazoa, Chordata, Actinopteri, Clupeiformes, Clupeidae. The coding region runs from base 204 to 1742 and encodes 512 amino acids. Gene Ontology annotation, molecular function: DNA-binding transcription factor activity, RNA polymerase II-specific; RNA polymerase II cis-regulatory region sequence-specific DNA binding. The record is from RefSeq and is a predicted model, not a curated record. Gene Ontology annotation, cellular component: nucleus.